Caenorhabditis angaria is the source of this 660-nucleotide messenger RNA. The record is from the annotation of a GenBank genome assembly. NCBI's taxonomy places the organism in Eukaryota, Metazoa, Nematoda, Chromadorea, Rhabditida, Rhabditidae.
AUGCAAUCAAAAUGUAUGAUUAUAUUGAUUUAUGCUGUUGUAUUCAUAAAUUGCACAAAAAUUGACGCGAGAAUAUCUAUAAAAUGCAAUAAUUCUCACGGAAGUUUGGCGCAGGUUUUUCUGAUGGAGAAGGAUUUUUCAGGAAGUUGGUUUACAUUUAGGUCUGGUUGGAAAACUUUUGAGAUGUGGGAAGUCUAAACAUCACCUUCAAGAUCUAUGAAUUAUUGGGUUUUUAAUUUUAAUUUUUUUUCAAGAUCGGAGAUUAGCCAUAUUCCGAUAUGUUCAUUCAGACAUGGAAUAAAAUUCAUAAACUUUUUUUUCAGCACGUCUAGAAUGGCUGGAUGAAGAUGACACUUUGGAUUAUGGAACAUAUGAUUUCACAAAACUACCUCGUCAAUUUUUAUUUCUCUCAGGAUCUGACAUCGAAGCUCUUGGGCUCUUUCCAUACAUCUACGUUUGGCAUGACUGUGGAAAAGUUUGAAAUUAUUUUGAAAUCCCUAAAGUUCCAAAAUUUUCCAGGGUUUUGAGUGGAAAGGAACAACAGUAACUUUGGAUCAUUCAGUGCGAUUGGAUAAAUUAUAUCAUGUAACAAUUGAUUUAGACACUAAUGAUGCUUCAUUCACUUCAAAAACAUUAAUAUUCAAUCGACCGAUUAAUUAA